CGGCUCCGCACACCCAAGAUGGCGGCGGUGGAGCUGGAGUGGGUGCCCGAGACGCUCUAUAACACGGCGAUCUCGGCCGUGGUGGAUAGUUACGGGCGGGCCCGGCGCCGGGAUAUCCGUUCGCUGCCCGAGAACAUCCAGUUCGACGUGUACUACAAGCUUUAUCAGCAGGGCCGCUUAUGUCAGCUGGGUAGUGAAUUUUGUGAACUAGAAGUUUUUGCAAAGGUGCUACGAGCUUUAGAUAAAAGGCAUCUGCUUCAUCACUGCUUCCAGGCUUUGAUGGACCAUGGCGUAAAAGUUGCUUCUGUACUGGCCUAUUCUUUCAGUAGACGGUGUUCCUACAUUGCAGAAUCGGAUUCUGCUGUAAAAGAAAAAGCAAUCCAGAUUGGUUUUGUUUUAGGGGGGUUCCUAUCAGAUGCAGGCUGGUACAGUGAUGCUGAGAAGGUAUUUCUCUCCUGCCUUCAGUUAUGCACCCUUCAUGAUGAGAUCCUUCACUGGUUUCGUGCCGUAGAAUGCUGUGUAAGGUUGCUGCACGUUCGAAAUGGUAACUGUAAAUAUCACUUGGGAGAGGAAACGUUCAAACUGGCUCAGUCUUACAUGGACAAACUUGCAAAACACGGUCAGCAGGCAAACAAAGCGGCGCUCUACGGGGAGCUGUGCGCGCUGCUCUUUGCCAAGAGCCACUACGAUGAGGCUUAUAAAUGGUGCAUAGAAGCCAUGAAGGAGAUCACAGUUGGCCUGCCUGUAAAAGUAGUAGUGGAUGUUUUACGGCAAGCUUCAAAGGCUUGUGUUGUAAAACGUGAAUUUAAGAAGGCUGAACAGCUGAUAAAACAUGCAGUAUACCUUGCCAGGGAGCAUUUUGGAGCCAAGCACCCCAAAUACUCUGAUACGCUACUAGACUAUGGAUUUUACCUGCUCAAUGUAGACAAUAUAUGCCAGUCAGUUGCCAUCUAUCAGACAGCUCUUGAUAUCCGGCAGUCAGUAUUUGGAGGUAAAAACAUCCAUGUAGCUACAGCUCAUGAAGACUUGGCUUACUCUUCAUAUGUUCACCAGUACAGCUCUGGAAAGUUUGACAAUGCGCUAUUCCAUGCUGAACGUGCUAUUGGCAUUAUAACUCACAUUCUCCCAGAAGAUCAUCUUCUCUUGGCAUCCUCAAAGCGAGUUAAAGCACUUAUCUUGGAGGAGAUUGCAAUAGACUGUCACAACAAGGAAACUGAGCAGAGGUUACUUCAGGAAGCUCAUGACUUGCAUCUGUCCUCACUCCAGUUAGCUAAAAAAGCCUUUGGGGAGUUUAAUGUACAAACAGCAAAACACUAUGGCAACCUUGGAAGACUGUAUCAGUCCAUGAGAAAGUUUAAGGAAGCAGAAGAAAUGCACAUCAAGGCAAUUCAGAUUAAGGAGCAGCUUCUAGGUCAAGAAGAUUAUGAAGUUGCCCUGUCAGUGGGCCAUCUAGCUUCUCUCUACAACUAUGAUAUGAACCAGUAUGAAAAUGCUGAAAAGCUCUAUUUGAGGUCCAUAGCAAUUGGAAAGAAGCUUUUUGGGGAAGGAUACAGUGGACUUGAAUAUGAUUACAGAGGUCUCAUUAAACUGUACAAUUCCAUUGGCAAUUACGAGAAAGUUUUUGAAUACCACAAUAUUUUGGCCAAUUGGAACCGGUUGCGGGAUCGGCAGUUCUCGGUUACAGAUGCUCUGGAGGACGUAAGCACCAGCCCUCAAUCCACUGAAGAAGUGGUCCAGUCUUUUCUGAUGUCUCAGAACGUUGAUGGACAGAGUAGUUAAGAACUUGGUCAAUAAACCAGUUAAGGUUUUUUCCUCCCAGAUUACAGGGGGAAAAGUCAUACUGUGAAAUCUAAACCAUGUAGUUCUCUGGGGGCUGGAAUUUGCAUUGAAACACUGGUCCAGUCUACUGAAGAGUGCCCAUACGGAUGAAUGUGUGUUAAAUUCUUAUCAGCAUGUGUAUGGCAUGUUUAGUUCGGCUCACAUUUUGAACUUGGUAUUCCAGAAAACCCCUUCUUUCUCUCUUCUUUCAAAAGAAGCUACUUUGCAGGAAGUCUGCAAGAAAACCUUAAAUAAAACUGUUUGAGCUCAAAAGAGUUGCAUUCUUAUUAUGAAUGGAAGGUUUCAUCAAGAGCUUUCUGCUGAUAUAUAGAAAGAAUAAAUGCUGUACGAUAAGAAGUUACAGGAGAAGGGUCUUUCUACUGUACACAUAGCAAAGUUAAUCGUAAAUAUCAAGAGAAGGGAGGAUGCCCUAGCCUUGGGUCUGCCUUACGAAGACAAGUGGCAAAGAACCACUCUGGAGAGCAGCAUACUCUUUGUGAACCGUGCCAGGGGGUUAAGCCAGUCACCACCGUGUGUUUGUUUUGAACACCCUGAACUGGACCAGUGUUCAUGGAUCAGUGAGAGAGGAUCCAGUAGACCAGCAGUCAUAGUUUUCUUUGGUACCAACCAAGAGUGCUCAUCUUCUGAACAGGACCAGGAAAAACGAAAGUGGACCAGCCUGCUAGAAACAGUUUUUGGACCAGUGGCUUUAAUUUAAUAUUUCUGCCCCUGCAUUCACUUUUACAGUAGGAUUAUUUCAUUUAGAUGUAUGAUCAGUGGAAAAUUAUAUUCAUGUAAUAGAUACAAAACUAGGAAGUGAACGUUCUUUAGCGGUUGCGAUGGCAUGUCUUUACCUAGUGAGCUUAUACAGAUAUUAAUGUCGAUGCCACAAGCAAAAACUAGAAAUGCUUUAACUAUUUCCUGCAGCCAUCUCUUUUUUUUCUCUCUCCUUUUUGAAUGGGCUUACUCUAAUAAUUGAGGCAGUAACUUGUUUAUACCAGUUAAUAGUUUUGUAUUCCAAUCCAGUUCAACCUGUGUUUCUGGAGAACACAACUCCUUGUACAGUUCGCAGGGGUCAGUGGAAAAUGCCAAAAAGCACAAACAGGUCUUUUAUUUUUAUUUUUCUUUUUUCUUGUGAUGCUUCAUUUCUACAUUAAACAAUAGUACAACCAGAAACUGAUUCCUUUAUAUUAAUUUAAAAAGCAGAACUCAGCUGUAAAGAUCCUCUUAUAACGCCUAUCUCACUAGCUUGUCUUAAUUUUUCUGCUGUUGGGGGGCUGCUUGGUUGUGUGGCUUUUUGGUUUGGGUGUUGGUUUUGGUUUUCUUUGUUAUUUUGAAUGUUGAGGUAAUACUCAUUCCAUUGAAGGUCUGUGUAACGUAGCAAACUAGGAACAACUCACUGCUGUUACCUCAGUUCCUCUUAGAGCAGCACAAACUGUGCUCGUGUAGUUCAGAUUCUGUCGGUUCUGGGUUUUCUCCUUCCCCACAGCCCUAUUUUCAGGGGUUUGUGUCUGGGCUGUCAGAGGCCGGUCUGAGCACGCUUCUUCCGGGGCUUGGUCUGAGCAUCAUCUUUGGGGCCUGGCUUUUAAUUCCUUUGUGAAGUCUGGGACGAGGGAAUCUGUGUGGUAUUCUUCAAGCCAGAGUGCAGAGCAGAAAUAGGAAUCUCACCCACGGCGUAGAGCUUAGUUGCUCUUAAGAACUGAACUUGAACAGGCCGAUAGUUCAUAUCCUGGUGCCUUCAAGUGUAUUUUUGGGGGAAAGGCUGAAUAAUACCAUCUUUAAAAUGCAGUGAUGUGAUUAGUGAAUGCAGAGCUAAGGAUUCUAUGCUUGGAGUAUCUUCACUGAUGUGAAAAGAAGUAUUUGCAUUAAAAAGACAUCCCCAUGGUAUUAAGACUGCAGUAUAACCUCAGUGGCUCUUCAUUGAAAAUCCAACUUAGUUAUGUGUGGAUUUAAAAUCUAAUUUAUUUAUAGGAAAUUUUGUUUAUGACUGUGUUAGGUGCUACAAACAAAUGCAGCGAUCUGCAAGGCAAAACGUUUUUACCCCUGAAUGCUCAUGCAGAAAGGCACUGAUGAAUUAUAAAGUUCUUAUAAAUUCCUAAGUCCUAUUAAAACUACUCAGAUUAAGUGUGUGUGACUAGUGUCAGAACUUAGGCAGGGAGGGUGUGCCUAAAAUUGUUCUCAAGAAGGUGUGUUGUAUCUCCUGUACUGCAGAAGUGUUCAGAAGCUUCAGGCUGGGUACAUUGAUUUGUGCUUCCGUUAUCUGGAGACUCUCUGCUCGGGGUUUGCAGUCCUGGCUCUCCAUUUCCAGCUAUUGACUGAGGGAUCUCAAGGUUUUGUGUUUGGGGCGAGGGGUGUUACUUGGCUGACACCAGUGACAGUGGUCUACAUGAACCACUGCUGUUGUUUCACCUCUGGUUUGUGUUUGUCUUACACUGUUUGCCUUCAAGUUAAGGCAACCAGGAGAGUGUCCAGCAUGGGGCAGGACACGGAGGUGGCAUGCUUGUCUCUGAUAACCAAAUGCCUUAGUUCAGUUGGUUUAACUGUAGCUUUGUUCUCCAGUCUUGCUGGGUGGGUGUACUUAUCUUUCUUUCCCAAAGCUACUUCACCAGCACACUAAUACUUUGAUGCAUUGGCUUCUCUGGAAGGAAUUAAGGUCCUAAAAGUCACCCAAGAUCUCUUUGGUAGCAGACUUUGACUAAGAGAUGUGACUUGGUCAAGAGUAUUUGUCAGUGAUCCUUGUAAGACCCAUUGCAUGCUCUUCAUGUGACUGGAUUAAAUCCUGACUGGACUCUUGAGUUGAUCUUCUCAUUGUAGCAUCUCCACAGCUCCAGUUACACCGAGGCACGUACAGUAUAGAGAAAGGUGGCAGUGGCCAAUGGCUAAAGCUGUUAAAGUGCAGGAGGUUUGUGGAACAACUUUGCAGUUGCCUGCAAAAUGCUCUGUUGCUGCUCUGCAUGCGCAGCUUGGAACCUUCCCCUCAUGCUGUCCUUGCUACAGGCAUGAUACUUGGUUCUCCAUGUAAUAACAUAAAUCCAGCCUUUAGUUCUUGGUUCUGUACCUCCUAAAUUGAGCUCUCGGAACACAUCUGUAUUGGCAUCCGGUGACUGAAAUGUGGUGCUGUUAGUAAUUACUGUCUCUGCUGUUACAGUUUGAUACUUUUGAGAAAGUAGGAGUCCAGCUGGAUAACUGCAGAGGAAGGUAAAUGCUCGUCCCUCCGUGCCAGUGCGGAUGGAGUAGAUCUGGUGGCGUUACUGCAGUAUUCCAUGACUUGGGCAUCAGGCAGAGCUACGGGAGCAGAGGGUGUAAUCCCAUGGUUUUCCCUUGGAAGCAGAGCUGGGGCGUUCCCCUCCUGCCAUGCCCCUAGAGCAGGUUUUCCAUGUACAUCCGAGUGUGAGUAUUGGGGAGGGAGCUGUGCGACAGCCCUGCAGAGCUCGCGCCCCUGCGACCCCAAACACUGGAGGAAGUUAAUGAAUUAUUGGCAUUUUGUAGAGGCUGGUUGGGGCUGCAGUGACAGGGGAGACCCGAGAGUGGAAAUCCAGUGAGGUGCAUCUUCCCGGGUUUUCUUGAAGGUAAGUAAUGUAAUCACACCAGAGUAAUGGGAUGCAAGUGGUGAGGACAGGAGUCACCUUAAAGUAAAUUAUUGUAACUGUGUUUAAAUUAAACCCUUAGUAUUUUAUUUUCAGUAUAACAUCAUCUGAGUAAAUGAUCUGUAUGCUUUUUUUAGGCAAACGCUGCAGGUGGAGGGAGGUGGUAUCAGGAUUUCUCCACUGUUCUUAGGGCUGGGGCUGUUGUGUGUGAUUUGGGGAAGGGAAAAAGUAUAUAAAGGCUUUAAGAGCUGACAAAAGUUGCAGGAAGAUUUGAAAAUAAAUGUAUCCCUCAGCUACUUGAAGUAAAACAACUGUGACUGUUGGUCCCAAACAGUCGUUUAGUCACUUUGAUGGCACAGUAUUAAUUAUAGAGUCAUAGAAUGGUUUGGGUUGGAAGGGACCUUCAGGUCAUCUAGUUUCAAACCCCUGCCAUGGGCAGGGACGCCUCACACUAGACCAUGUUGCCCAAGGCUCCGUCCAACCUGGCCUUGAACACUGCCAGGGAUGGAGCAUUCACCACUUCCUUGGGCAACCUGUUCCAGCACCUCACCACCUCACAGUAGAGAGCUUCUUCCUUGUAUCUAACCUGAACUUCCCUUGUUUAAGUGUAAACCCAUUGUCCCUUGUCCUGUCACUACAGUCCCCGCUGGAAGAGUCCCGCUCCAGCAUCCAAAUGACAACCUGCAAAGUGUCUGCCGUGGUGUCCCUGCCCGCGCAGGCGCUCUGCAGCGGUACCUGCUGGUUGGGACUCUUCUUUUUGCACACAGUUCUUGUUAAAUAAUGUUGAAGGGGUUUUGUUGUUGAAUUCUAACUUAUAGAACAAUGAUGUUCUUUUAUAAGUUUAAAAAAUGAAGUUUUUUUUCUCUCAAUGUGCUGCAGUCUGAAGUUCGCUACAGGUGCCGUUGCGCUUCUUCCUAUGGUACAACAAAUACACAUUUAACUUGAUUUCCUUUUUGUAGUCCUACGUAUGGGUAGAAUACAAACAAGAGAAAGCAUCGUGUCUAAAACAUGAUUGAAGCUGUUGACAAAAACUUUACUUGAUUUGUAUGGCGGGGUUUGAGGCCGCAGGCCAGCAGCGGGUAGCACAGUGGAGAUGUUGCCAUUACCAGUCUUUAAGUGGAGAUCCUUCCCUCUGCUGCCUGUGCAGAAAACAGUUAUUUUCUCUAAAGGUUGUUGCUUCCCCCUUCUUUUUUCCUUUCUGUUCUAUAAUACAGCAAUGACUGGCCAAAUGCUAGUUGCAGAUCUGACUCUUCGGUGCGGGUGUCUCCUCAUUCAACACAACUGGCCUGUGGCACGUUGUGUGUCGUGGCCCUACGAGGAUUUCUCUUGAGUAGCAGGGAGGAAACUUCCUUGACCUGGAAACAAACUUAAACUACGUGUGAAAAAUUGGCAGCACUGGUAACGCUUUUGUCCCUAAAUCUCAGGAAUGUUUUAGGCAGUGAAACCGGUUUCCCUUCAGUGAUGUAAAGGCGCGUGCUCUAGGGUCUUGUCUACCAAUCUGUCGUUGCAAUCCUCGGUAUCUAUAGCAUGAGUGGCCUUAGUGAGUUUGUUGAAGUGCACAUUUUUUUUUCUUUCUUCAGAAGUAAAAUUUAAAGAUGAAAAAGAUAUAUACUAUAUAAAUAUAUAGAGCUAUUUAGAGACUUGGUUUGUGGUGCACAAGUUCAGUGUUGGAUCGCUAAAUAAUUGUCACAGGUACCAUAUGUGUAACUUCUUUUCUUUUAUGUAUAUUCCUUUAUGGGAAGCGAUGUUGCCAUGGUAACUACAACUUUACAAUUUCUUUAUUACUUAAUGAUGUGAAUGAACUCUACAUUUUAUUGAAUAUUACCAGGUUCAGUACUAUUUUUAUACUUUAUUGAACUACAGGGGAUUUUAAUUUAAUAGCAUUUUAAAAAAGAUGUUGCUUGAACUGUAUAACUGUAUAAAUCAAACUACUUAUACAAACCCCUCCUCUAAACCAGAAUCUCCGCCUGUAGUGCCACAUUCAUUGAUAUGAAAGUAUCUCGAUCAUUACUAGACCUUGGAGACCACCCUACUUGUCGUGUCAAGACUUAACGUUUCGUAUCCUACUUCUCACGGACUGCAGUGCCCGACAUUCUUUGUAACCAUCAAACCAUACUAUGUUUGUAACCAGCAUUGUGAUAUUCUGUAACUGUACUGCUAAAAUGAAAUAUUGACCUAAUAAAUAUAGUGUUCCCGCA
Strigops habroptila (Kakapo) is the source of this 7603-nucleotide messenger RNA. It is a transcript of the gene APPBP2, whose product is annotated as amyloid beta precursor protein binding protein 2. The transcript has 13 exons. Gene Ontology annotation, biological process: intracellular protein transport. Bases 19 to 1779 code for a protein of 586 amino acids. Lineage: Eukaryota; Metazoa; Chordata; Aves; Psittaciformes; Psittacidae. Gene Ontology annotation, molecular function: protein binding. The record is from RefSeq and is a predicted model, not a curated record.